CAUUCUUCUCAAAUUCAUUUUAGAAGAAGAAGAAGAACUUGGACAAUUCAUUCAUAUAAUUAAUUUUCUCUCUUCUUCUUCUUUCUCCUUUUCCUUAUUCACAUUAGAUCAGACUAUGGAUCGCCCAACACUAUCAUCAUUAUUUUCAUUCCUACUAACACUUCAUCUAUCAUUAUCAGGGGUAAUUUCAACAACAUUCACUCUAGUUAACAAAUGUGACUACACCGUGUGGCCGGGAAUUCUUUCCAAUGCGGGUGUUCCUCCUCUUUCAACCACCGGCUUGGUUCUCCAAACCGGCGCCUCCACCACAAUCGCCGCACCCGCGUCUUGGGGUGGCCGUUUCUGGGGCAGAACACUCUGCUCCGAAGACUCCACCGGCAAAUUCUCCUGCGUCACCGGCGACUGCGGCUCCGGCAAGCUCGAGUGCUCCGGAAACGGCGCCGCGCCUCCUGCCACCCUCGCCGAGUUCACCCUCGACGGAGCCGGAGGCCUCGACUUCUUCGACGUGAGUUUAGUCGACGGCUACAACGUGCCGAUGCUGGUGGUGCCGCAGGGUGGCUCCGGCGAGAAGUGCACCGCGACGGGGUGCGUGGGAGAUCUGAACGGCGCGUGUCCUUCGGAGCUUAAAGUGAUGGGCGCGGAUGGGAGAGAGGGCGUGGUGGCGUGCAAGAGCGCCUGCGAGGCGUUCAACUCGCCGCAGUAUUGCUGCAGCGGCGCGUACGGCACCCCCGACACGUGCAAGCCAUCGGCUUACUCAGCGAUAUUCAAGAGCGCUUGCCCACGCGCUUAUAGCUACGCGUACGACGACAAGACCAGCACCUUCACUUGCGCUUCCGCGGAUUAUACCAUAACCUUUUGCCCUUCCCCUACCACCAGUCAGAAGGCAUCACAGGGGCAAGAUGGUUCUUCAACCUCUCCCUUUCUUAACAACAACAGCACAAUGGUGUAUGAAGGUGCAUUUGAUCAGAGUGAAAUGUCGUGGGCCACGUGCAGACACGUGUUCCAAUCCCAAGCCAUUGCCGGCAUUGUCAGUAUCACGAUGGCUAUGUGGCGGUUGUGCCAGCUCUUCUAACUUGAGCAUUAUUCUUCACAGGGUAGUUGGGCCCAUGACCUUGCACGAGGCCACGUUCAUUGGCCCAAACAAACAAGUUAUAAGAUAUCUUUACCAUAAUUUUAUAGGGUAGCAGUAGCAGACUCCAAUACUACGUAUAUACAUUAUAUUAUGUAUGUAUUAUACAUGUAGCAAAAUAGGUAACAACGUAGUAAGGGAAUUUUUAGUUUGUUAUUUUAUGUUCCAGUUAGUAUUUAUUUAUUUUUCUAGGUUAGAUUAUCAAUAGGAAUACCAUUAUUGAAUUCUUUGUUUAUGGCCGGGGAAAUUCUUUAUCGGUUCGGGAAUGUGCGACUGUAAUAUUUGUCUAAAAUAAAGAAAUGGAUUCGUAUAUUAAUUUUCUGUA
This is a messenger RNA of Glycine soja, 1454 nucleotides long. Its product is annotated as thaumatin-like protein 1. Bases 116 to 1072 code for a protein of 318 amino acids. Gene Ontology annotation, cellular component: extracellular region. Gene Ontology annotation, biological process: defense response. The transcript has 3 exons. The record is from RefSeq and is a predicted model, not a curated record. Lineage: Eukaryota; Viridiplantae; Streptophyta; Magnoliopsida; Fabales; Fabaceae.